AUGUGGCUCUUCAGGCGGGAUCCCGAAUCUGCUCCCCUUGCUGUUGAGGCACAAGGUCCACAGUACAGCUCUCCAUCCCACGCGGCGGCGCUGGGUAGGAGCUUCGAGUGGCACCUGCGCGGGGAGCCCUUGAGACUUCUGCUCUCCACCGUCGCCAGUGUGGGUGGGCAAUAUGCAGCGCUGGGCGUCAUGGCAUUGACGGUAUUCACCUCGACCACGCUUUUUAUCCACUGCGACAGCCGAGUCGAGCCGAUGCUUGUGGCCUUCGCCUGUGAGUGCACGAAGUCCAGCAUGCGAUACUUUGUGCUGCUGGCGCUGGUAGUGUCUCUGCUCAUCGCCCUGCGCCAGAUUGUAAGGCAGAGGAUCUACUACGAGAUGCUGCGGCGCGGGGUGCUGUUGGAUUUCGAAGCCGUGAGCCCUUUGCAGGACAACCUCUUCAUCUUGCUUUGUGGGUGCUUGGCCUUUUCCCUGUCGCACAUCUUUGUGGUGGCCUGGCAGUACAACCACGAUGAGAAGACUUGGAUGGACUUCAUGAGCUUCGUGAAUACCCUAGUCACGAGAUACUUGGCCCACUCCUGUGUCUUCCUGGCCUUCCUUGCGACUGCGUACGACACUGAGGGCCAGCUGCUUCCCCUCAGCAAGUACGUGGAAGAAGACCCCCAAGCUGCCCAAUGCCUCAUCAAGCACAUGCUUGUGAUCCCUGAAUCUGCUGCGGUGUCAGCAGUGCAGCGCGGGCUGUGCAUGCCUGGAAUGAGUGCUUACAGCUCGGACCAGAUGUAUGCUGCCUUGGUCACACAGUGCGAAGCAUCUGCAGAGGUUUCCCAGGCGGGAACCACUUCCAUGGCAGAGAAGCUGCUGGAGCAAGCGCGACCUGAGAGGCACACCAAGUUCUUGGCGGAGCUGUGGCCGGCCUGUCUCCUGCUGGAUCCCCGGCUCCAGGACGAGGAGAGCGCCAGGUUCAAGCGCGUGUGGUAUCUGAUCAACGGCUGCGCCGUGCCCCUCACCUUCUUCAUUCUGAUCUUCUUCUUGCGGCAGAUCCGCAAUGACCUUCGCGAUGCGGAAGCGGGUCAGCAGGAGGAUAUCGGCGGCCUGCUGGUGGCGGCGCUUUAUGGCCUUGUCACACUGCAGCUUCUGAUUCAUCUCUGGGGCCUUCUCUUCUUGUCGGCCAGUUCCAAGGAUGCCACCUUCUCCAUCAAGGUCAAGUCCAUGGACUCCAAUGCGAUCCUGUCAAGAAACCAGGACGGCAUUGAACUGGCCAUCGACCCAGGUACCUAUGUGGUCACUCUGAUGAUGCGCUCCGGCAAUGGCAAGCCCCUGUCCGUGUGCUCCACCUUCUCCCUGAACCUUCUGCUGAUCGAGCACAAGAUGUUGCCAUUCUGCCCUUGGGCGCCAAGCUCUUCGGACCAAUCUGCUGCCGCAGAGGCGCAGAGGGCGGCCAGCGACCACAUCGGCAAUGUGCUGACGAAUCUCGUGCCGCAGAAGAUGUCAAAGGACAUGCAAGAACAGAAGCCGGUCACCCUGUGGAUGUCGCAGGGCAUGUCCAAGUUUGUUGACCUGACCUUGGACACCACUGCUGCGGUAAGAAUCGAUGUCUCGAUUCAGCCCCCUUUUCUGCCGCUGGAGGUGGAGCUCAGGAGGAAGCGCGAGACAAGCAAGUUGGAAGCAGCUGUGGCCACUGCAGAGUGGACGGAGCAUCGGCUGCUGCUGAUGUACAACGACCUGCCUGCUGGCAAGUACCAGAUCAACUUUCUGCAGGGAAGGGAGUACAUGGCCUUCUCCAGUCAAGCCAAGCAGGAUCUCUCGGAGCUUUGCGCGCACCUGACCAUCUCAGCGGAGGUGGGUGUGUCCUCCAAAGAGGCAGUGAACACCAUGCGCUCCGAGCUGCUGGAUCUGCCGGACCUGCUCGCUGUGCAGCCACUGCCGCGGAGCAUGAACAUGGUGGGCUGGCUGUCGGGAUCUUUGGCUGCCGUGGGGACGCAGGUGUACCGGUUCUCUCAGGCGGUGCACAAAGCCGAGCUCAAGCUGGAUGAGAAGGCCAUCAUCCGGGUUGUGAGCGAGCCCGCGGACCUCUCCAACGCGGACAUCGUGGUGUCGCUGGAGCAAGAUGGCAAGACGUUGGCGGAGUCGGACCGUCUCGGGCAACUGGUGGCAGAGCUGGACAAGGGCAACUACGCCUUGUCGCUGGCGCCAAAGGCCCAGGCGCCCUUUCUGGUGACCCUUGGGGCAGCUUACGAGUCACGGCUGCGAGGGGACUUGACCAUGUCGGACUCCGGCAGGCCGUGUGCAGACACGGUGCCAGACUUGGCCAAUGGCGUUGACUUCACCGCCAAUUCGUGGGUCAUCGGGCCCACCUUCAUCAGGCUCGGCACUGCCUUCCAAAGCAUGCAGGGCACGCUGAUGAAGUUACCGAUCACCGUGGCGACGUCCUCCGUCCUGUACCUUGAGGCUGGCUCAGCGCUUCCCCUGGACCUGGUGCGCAUUGCGCUGCAGGUGCCAGAGGGCUUGUGGGUCGGGGAGCAGCGGGGCUAUCGAAACUCCCUGGAGAUCGAGCUGCCGGCGGGGAAGUACUCAGUGGAGAUCACCCAGCCAAAGCCGUCGCAUUUGGUUGAUGACAUCAAACGAUGCCUUGAUUUCAGCGUCUACAUCCGCUGCAUGCCAGUGAACCCCGCAUUGGCCGACGGCACCAAGGGCAAGGCCAACGAGCUGGUCCUCCAGGAUGAGGCGGCAGUUCAGACUGCUUCCUGCUUUUCCAUGGGCACGGUCGCCUUGCCGCUGGACUUCUCCAGUGACAAAGGGGGCUCAGUCUCCAUGGGUGGACCCUUGGACCAGUCUGGACACUUGCUGAUUAGAAGCAGCGUGCUCCUCACCGACAUGCACGAUGGCCGGAAGAAGGUCUUCCUGUCCACGGGCGGCCAUGAGCUGCAGCUGAAACUGGCCGUGGUCCUGGGCGGGUACGGCCGCUUUUCCCUGGCAUCACAGGUCGCCUUCACGGUCACCGAUGCCAGGGACAGCAGCACCUACCUCUCGCAGAUAGAGACCUGGACCAUGGAUGACGGCUGGGAGCGGAUCUACAAGCUCAAUGCGAUGUCCGAGUACUGGCUGACCUGGCAUCACGCCCAUCGGGAAAGGACGGAGUCGGCCUGCCUCCACUUUGGCCUGAUGCUGCAGGUGCAUCCGACCGCAGACUUGCCCAGGAUGAUGGCGUGCCCGGGCAGCACCACCUCUCCAGAGGACAUGUUUCCGGCCUCCCUGGACUUGAGUGCCAAUGCGGCCUUCAAGUACAGCAAGCCCCUGGAGUAUUUGUCCCAAGAGCAGCGAGGAUUCCUGUCAAAGACCCGCAUCUCGCUCUCCACGCCUUCAUGGGUUGGAGUGGAGGUGGGCUUCAACUUCUUCACCUCCCACGCGGAGAUGGACGUGGCCCCCUCACAGGCGCCCUCCACUUCGCACCCAUUGAUGGUCAGCGUUCUGGAGCCAGCGGGCAGCCCCGAGAGCGUGCUGAAUGCGAAGCUGGUUGCAGGUGCUGUGCUUCCUGCCGGGGAUUACCUGAUCCGCGUGGCAGACGACCACUACAAAGACCAGCUGGGAAACCAGAGGUUGUGCUUUCCCUUCUCCUUUGACGUUCUUGUGGUGCCUGAGUCUACCAAUCCGCCCAGCGUUCUUUCGGUGAACCCUCUACCUUCUGUGCCUCUGAUACGGGGAGUUGAUCUCGUCCUCACCGUGCGCUUUUCCGAGCCACCCAAGGGCAGCAUCGAGGAAGUCACCAGCAAGUUCUCUCUGGGUGGAGUACAGGCGACAACCGGCGGAUCCAUGAAAAAGUUCGAGAGCACAUACACCAGCGCCAACCGCAAGGCUGUUGUGCAGACAUCAGUCACGGAGGGCGAGAAGGUGUGGGUGCUGGCUUUCAGCGGACAGGCCUUAACGCAGAUGCAGAACGCUCCUCUGGAGCUGGCGAACCUCAGGUUGCUUCCCCCCUGCCUCCCAGGAUAUUCCUGUGAGGCAAUGAGCACCAUCCCACCGCCCAGCUACGAUGAAGUGUCCUGGGCGCGGGCCCGAGCCUCCUACCUGGCGCUGAAGUGGUUGGAUCCAUUGGUCAAUGCGGGCUACGAGCGCCAGGUGAGUUUGCCAGACAGCCCUCCCCUGGCCAACCAGGAGGACACCGCCAAGAACACGCGCAGGUACGUCCAGCUCUUGGAGCAAGAGGAGAGGGCUGGCAGGCAAAACCCCUUGAUUUGGGCCAUCUUCCGGGCCUUCUGGCCGCAACUCUUCCUUCUGCAGUGCAUGAAGAUCAGCCAGUAUUUACUGGGCCUUCUGAGCCCGUUGAUCUUGCAGCGAGUGCUGGUCUUCCAAGAGGCGCAGGAAUCCGGAAAGCAGUUGGCCAGUGAUGCUGCAGCCCAUGGCUUCACAGCCAUCGGAGCUUUGAUUUGCCUGGGCCUCUUCAAUUUGUUUUACAACACCCAGGUCGAUCUGUGGAAGAACCGCCUGGACAUCCGCAUUGGCGCCUCACUCAAGGGGGCGCUGCUCUUCAGAGGGGUGCAGGGCCUCACACAGCCGCCGGGGGAGAGCAGCGAGGAGGGCACAACGCAUGGGGAAAGCGCAAUCUACAACGUCAUCUCUUUUGAUGUGGGUGACAGUGUCAACAUGGUUUGGGUCCUGCUCGAUAUUUGGAGUCUCCCCAUCCAGCUCGUGGCCGCGUUCACCGCACUCUUCUCGCAAGUGGCGUGGUCCGUGAUCCCGGGGCUCGCAACGAUUGUGCUGGCAAAGUGCUUCAACCUCAUCAUGGGCUACGCAGACGGCGUCUACCGAGAUCGCCUUUACUUUGCAAAGGAUGAGCGCCUGGGGCGCUGCAGCGAGGGCUUCACGAACAUUCGAACCCUUCGGAUGUUGGCUUGGACACCGGCCUACGAAGAGGUCAUCACAGCUGCGCGGAAAGAGGAGCUGCGAAUGGCGUGGAUCAGGCUGUGGUUGCAAAAGAUGCCGGCGGCCUUGGACUACGGCCUCACGGCCUUAGUGACGCUGGUGACUCUGGGCUAUUAUGUGUCAACCACGCACGUGGAGCUCAAGGCCUCCCUGGCAUUGCCCGUCAUCGCCCUCAUCGGCUCCCUCAUUGGGCCCAUCAGUCAGUUCCCUACGCUCGUGAACCAGUACAAGAUCUUCCGCUCCGCCUACGACCGAUUUCAUCGCUUUAUGGGUUUCGGGCACCAGGCCAAGCCCUUCACUCCAGAGUGGGCGACACCUUCGGAGGACCUGGAGCCAGGCGACGCUGGGGAUGCGAGCUCCCCGGCUGCGCUGCGCUUGCGAGACUGCUCUUUCUCCUGGGCAGCAGCCACAGAGCGGAAGGAAUUCUCCCCACUUCAGGCUGCCAGGGAGCCACUCCUGGCUACAGCGCCCUUCUUCGAGCUGCAGGGCAUCGACUUGAAGGUGGAGGCAGGCAGCACUACGGCCAUCAUCAGCCAGGAGGGCCAGGGCAAGUCAUCGCUGCUCAUGGCGCUUCUGGGUGAGAUGGCAAUGAAAGCCGGGCACUUCUCAGGUUCCAAGGCGCCCAGCGCCACGACCCCGGUAGUGCCAGAGAACGCGCUGGACGCCCGCAACCUCCUCCUGGAGGCAUGCUCCAUCGGUGGCCGCAGCAUCUCGCUGGCACCCCAGGAGCCUUGGCUUUUCGCCGGGACGCUUCGCUCCAACGUGCUCUUCGGCUUAGACCUUGACCAAGAGGUCUACGACCGCGUCUUGGAGGCAUGCUCCUUGAGAGCUGACCUCAUCACCAUGCCCUUGGCAGAUUUGACAGAGAUCGCUGCAGGUGGCUCCACCAUCUCCGGGGGCCAACGCGCUCGAGUAGGCUUGGCUCGGGCUGCUUACCGGGCAGCCCUGGAGGUUGCUGCCGGGCGCGCGCCUCUAGUGGUGCUGGACGAUCCCUUCUGUGCCCUGGACAAGGAGGUAGCCAAAGAGGUAUGCACUGCCCUGCUCUCCUCUGGGGGAUUGCUGAGGGGCUGCACAGUCCUGAUAGCCGCGGCGGACCCCUGGUGGCUCAGCUGCCUAGCCUCCAACGGCCGGAUCGAUGCAGGCAUUGUCAUCAUUCGAUCGGGGCACGUGCUGACUCAGGGAACCUACUCUGAGCUGCAGGAGCAGCAGCUGCCGGAGCUCCAGACGCUGCAGCUGCCGCAGGAGACUGUGACAAUGCCUAUGCGCAACCCGCAAGAUGAGGAUGAGCAGGACGAGGAGGACGUGGAACCAAACGAAGAGCCUCCCUUGCAGCCACAGGCCGACGCAGCGGCGCCCUGGCCUCGCCUGCCGGCCGUCAGCCCCAAGUCCAUCCGCGCUGAGGUGGAAACGCAAACACCCCUCACGAAGGAGCAGGAGACGAAAGGCGUACUUACCACAGAAGAAGGAAGGGUGGCCGGCCAUGUGCAAUGGUCGACCUACUACAGCUACCUCAAGGCCAUGGGGUACUUCACCUUCUUCGUGAUGUUUGUGGCACUUGCGGGCAUCAUGGUCUUCCAGAACUUCUGCAACCUUUGGAUUGUGUAUUGGACCUCUGAGAAGAAGGAGACAACCUUCAUGUACAGCUGGAUGCAGGACAUGGGCAUGAAGCCUCCCUCGGAGACCCAGGCACUGCUGGCGGUCUAUGGAGCAUUGAUCGCCGGCUUCUUCCUCUCCAACUUCGCGGGCCAUGCCCUGGAGAUCAUCGGCGGCAUCCGUGCUGCCGAGAAAAUCUUUGCUUCGGCGUUGGAUGGCGCCCUCUACAAGCCCUUCCAGUGGUGGGACACCAACCCCACGGGGCGCGUGCUGAACCGAUUCUCAGCAGAUGUGGAGGUGAUGGACAAGGCGGUCACAAACAUUUUCGGCGUGAUCAUCGGCGCCGUGCUGUACUUUGUGGGGCAUACCCUGGUCCUAACCUUCUCCAGCCCGAUGUCGUUGGUGUUGCUGCCCCUCAUCAUUUUGCUGAUGGAAUACUUUGCACGGUACUACCGCAAUACCAUCCGUGAGAUCCAGCGUUUGUAUCUGGUGAGUCAGUCGGAGGUGUACCAAGAGAUGACCGAUGCCAUCACCGGAGGUGUCACGAUUCGUGCCUACAGCGCGAAGGAGCAGGUGCUGACCCGUUGCCUGCUAAACUUGGAGGAGCUGCAAAGGGCAGGCUUUGUAAAGACGACCUUGGGACAAUGGAUCGGCCUGCGCAUGGGCCUGGUGGGAUUCCUCCUCAGCACCUUCAAUCAGCUCCAACCAGUGCUGCAGUACUACGGCGUCAUCGCCAUGCGCAGUGCUGCACUGGUCGGCUUUUCCAUCAACUACAGCAGCGAGGUGUCAGCCGUUGUGCAGCAGUUCGUCAUGAACUUCUCGGAUAUGGAGAUGCAGCUGGUCUCCAUCGAGCGGCUUUGCGAGUACGCGCGAAAAGGAAGUCCCAGCCCCGCAGCACUGCAGGGCAGCCACAGCAGAGAGGGCACAGGUCUCGAGCUGGUGAAUGUGGCUGUGCGCUAUCGGCCCCACCUUGCCCCAGCGCUGGAGGGAGUGAACCUCCGCCUGGCUGCCGGGGAGGCCGUUGCAGUUGUGGGCAGAACUGGAGCUGGGAAAUCCUCACUGCUGCUGUCAAUUUUGCAGCUGGCGCCCUACAGCGGGGAUAUUCUGAUUGGUGGCCAGCUUCUGCGGCCACUCGAGGAGCUCGAGGUAGGACGGCUGGUGGCAGUGGUGCCGCAGCAGCCAGUGCUCUUCUCAGGCACUCUACGCUGGAACCUGGACCCUGCGGAGCAGCAUGACUCACAGCAGCUUUGGGAGGUCAUCAAGGCGGUGGGCCUGCUGCGGAGCUGCGGCUCUCUCGGCCUUGAGGCCAAGGUGCAGGGCACCGUGGGCGGCAGCCAGGCCCACCCAGGUGUGAUGACGCUCUCCUCCGGGCAACGCCAGCUGCUGUGUGCGGCUCGGGCGCUGCUGCGCAGGCCCAAGGCGGCACUGCUGGAUGAGGUCACCGCUGCUUUGCCUCAGGAGGCGGCGCUGUCUACAGUGCAGCAUUUGGUGAAGAAGUUCCAGGACAUCAAUGCUACUACGCUCUUGGUCACGCACCAGGAGGAGCUGAUCAAAGUCUGCGACCGGACGCUGCGCUUGUCCCAGGGUCGCAUCGUCAGCGACACUGCGGCGCUCUGA
Molecule: messenger RNA, 8127 nt
Organism: Effrenium voratum
Lineage: Eukaryota; Dinophyceae; Suessiales; Symbiodiniaceae
Source: the annotation of a GenBank genome assembly